UAGCGCACACAUACCAUUUAGCUCGCCCGAAAGAAUAACACACAAGAAUUGGGCUCUCGCCUUUGCUCGGACUGUGUGUGCGUCGCGCGUGUGUGUGUCUGUUUGCGUGCGCUUCGAGACGGGUCGGAUGUCUGGGCCAAGUGUGUUAGAAAAGAUGAAAAGAUAGCCGUGGGUCCCGCAGCGGUGAAAAGCGUAUAUUCUGUGCAGAACCUGAACCAGUACCGUCUAGCAACGGUGGCAGCAGCAGCAGCCAGUGCCAGCAACAGAGUAAAUAGUGGUGCCAGUCGGCGGGUGAUAAAGAUUUGUGGUGCCGUGCAGUGCCAGACCAAGGCGAAAAACAGCCCUUUUUUUCGCUACCGCUACAGGGCAGGACUACUGUCACACGAACACACGGGGGAAAAACGGAUGGAUAUCGCACUGUAAAGUUGACCCAACCGUGUUGGUGUUCUCCCGUGAGUUGCGCGACGGUACCGCGACCAGCAAGAAACGUCAAGCCGUUUUUGUUUAUUUUUUUAUUUGCGUUUUUGCUUCGGUUUUGUUUUUGAUGCAUCACUUUGUCCCGUGUUCCGGUCCGUGUGUGCGUGUGAAUCCUCGCUAGUGAACAUCGUCGCAGCAACAAAGCUCAGCCUCAGCCAGCAUCUCACGAGCGAUGCGACAUUUGUACUUGAUCUGACCUGAUCUUUUGUCGGGCUGCGCCGGUAUAUGCGGGUGCGGGUAUGCUGCCUGGGGACAGCCGUGCGGUGUGUUAGGAUUUGUGUGCGCAUAUUCACUACAAACACAACACACCCGUCAUAUCAGAAGGUAGUGUCCAACGGGGACGUGAUGUGUGAUGCGAUAUGACGACGACGACUCACUGUUACAGUGCGUGAGGCGAUCAAGGACCCCCUUGUGUACGUGUGAGUGAUUGUGUGUGAAGUUUUGUUUUGUUGUUGAUUGUGGCGCUAGUGGCGACAAUUGUGUGCUGUAUUGUUGUUGGGGUGUGAAAAAUCGAAUCGAACGUACAAAGUGAACCAAUUCCGGCAAAUCUCUGUGUCUCUCUGCGUGUGUGUUGUGAGCGGUACGAAUCAGCACAACACACGGGUGAGCAGUGAGAAGUGAGAAGCACCGUACACGGAGCAAGAAACGUCAGGCAUCGCCGUUCGCCGUCGUAGCGAGCUUGUGGUGUGUGUGUUCUUGUGUAUGCGUGUGGUUUAUACGGAAAGAACACGGUACCGAAAAGAACACCGAUUGCAGCCAUCGCGCACCACCCCAUCACUGGCAUCUUCUCCGCACCCAUCGCGGGCAACUAAUUGUCGAUCAACACACAUCAACAUUCACCAUAAGCAAAGCUACAUAACCCAGCGUGUUCAACCCAGCAGCAGCAGCAGAAAAGCGGAAGCCAAUUACAACACCUCCCGUGUGUUCCCGUGUGUCCCUGUUUUCCUGUGUCUGUUUAUCUAAUAAGCGCCAGGAAGACAUUUACAAAACCUUCCAGACACUGUGACAGAGCAGUAGUAGCUAGCAGCAGCAGCAACACUCGCAAGCGAAUCCGUUCAAUCGAACCGUGCUGAGAGCGGUUGCAGCGGCCAAGUAGAAACAGGGCAGUUCUGGUGUGUUUGAAUGAACCCGAGGCGAUGGGAAUAAAAGCGAGCACCGCGAAUGGUGGACAGCAGAGUCCGAGAGCACGCACCUUUUCCACCAGCAGUAGCAGCGACGUCGUGUCCGGCACGGCAGGCGCACCGUACGAAAUGUCAUCCGCUAAUCCCGAUCCCGAUAGUAGCUCAGCGGAAGAAAAUGCCGCCGCUAGUGCUCCACUUGCUUUGGGAAGAGUGUACGCAACAUCACUACCUACUCAUAUCUGGUCAAUAAAUGGUAUAAAAUGUCCAGUAUGUAGCAAAUUUGUGACGCCUGAUGACAUUGAGUGUCAUUUAGUAAUGUGCCUAACGAAGCCUCGUCUAUCAUAUAAUGAGGAUUGUUUAGCCGAUGCAAAAGGCGAGUGUGUCAUUUGUUUAGAGGAUCUAUGUCCUGGUGAUAUCAUUGCUAGACUACCGUGUUUAUGCAUCUACCAUAAAGGAUGCAUCGACAAAUGGUUUGAGGUGAAUCGUAGCUGCCCGGAGCAUCCUGGCGAUUAGUGGGACAAUUCCAAUUUAGUAAACAAUGCAAGAACUAAACUUUACAAAACGCUAUCGUAUCCCCGCCACCCCGGAAACAUAUUGCCUAGUCCGUGCGCGACAUUAAACAACGCCCCCCCCCCCCACCCCCCCAGCAUGGAGGAACGAGGAACGUGCGGGCGGUACGACAACAACGACCACGACCACGACGCAAAGCAGCAGCAGCUAAUGGAGCAAAUGGUGUAGUUUUACUAAUUGUGCAACUUUCUGCACCGGCGCGCGUGUGUGUGUGUGCAGGAGCAGGGUAUUCAAUUUUUGUUGAUGUUGUUGUUAUAGACGUUGUUAUAGGCGUGCCGGAAGCGAGGAGGUGAAGCAGAAGGAUGAGCCCCAGAAGGAUGUGGGUACAUUUCGAAAACAAAGCAAAAGCAAAAUGGCGCAAUAGGAUAUUACAAAAGUGAUCACUAACACACACACACACACACACACACACACACACACACACUACUUGACCGCUUACAACUCAAGGGUGGUUUUGCUCGCCAUUCUGCUUAGUGGAAAACGAGGACGAGAGAGCGAGAGAGCCGGAAGGGAAACGGAAAGGACAAAAAGGAAACACAACACAACGAUGGUACGAUGCUCUCGGUAAUAGCCCAACCUAAAACAAAACAAAAAAAGUCAGUCAGUCAGUCAGCAUAUCUGUGCGAAUCUAAAAAAAAAAAAAAGCUUCGUUAAUCGUGUGUACGGAGCAAGCUUUAAUUCGGUUUAAAAGUUUAGAAUUGUGUUUUGGAUUUUUUUUAUCCCCAUUUUAAAUUGCCUUUCUCGUGUGUGUGUGUGUGUGCGUUUUGUUUAUUAAAUUUAUUUAUUUUGACAAACACCCCCACCACACCUCUAAGCACGCUCUAUAGGAUUUAUAAGGGGCUUUUAUAAAAAGCAUCUAAUUUCAAACUGUGUAUUUUUUGUUGUUGCUCCCCAAUUUUAUUAUUACUACCCUUUUCAUGUUCCUCCAUGCUAAAUAAUGUUUGGUCUUGUCACGCGUGUGUGUGUGUGUAAAAUUGAAUUCAAUCGUAGGAAGCAAAAUUGCAAAGAUCUCUCCUUUCUGUGCAGGGAAUUAACAAGCAGAGUACUACAAAGCUUAGCCAUAAAAAACAACACAUAUACACACACACACACACACGUAUACCCUACACGAACGAAAGCCCCGGGAUACAGGACGACAAAAAAAAACAAACACACAGACACACACUCCUUAGGGCGAAACUUUUACAAAAAUGCAGCAGCAAAAACAGGAAAAAAAAAUCCGUAAAAAAUUUGACUAGCUAGUGACAUAUGUAAAAAAACAAAUGGAUGGGAGAAGAAGCUACGAUUAAUCUAUAAAACUGUACAUAAACAAGCUAAACAUUUAGAGAUGGAGCGUGCAAAUCCCGGCAAGAAGAAAAAAAAAAUAACGAACAGGAACGAAUUCAUGGCACAGUCAACAGUCUGUGGCUGUGUGGACACGCAAACAAACUAUCACCACCCACAAACCACCCCCCCACCCCCCCAAAAACAGAAUUGCUGGGCUCGGGCGGAAGGCGCAUAGUUGGAAUCGUGGUUAGUGCUGCUGCUGCUCAGUAGUAAUAGUAGUAAGUAGUAGGAAGCCGCGCAGAUAAAUUCUAGCAAACGUGUGCCUCAUAGAGCGGAUUGGCUGAAUUUAUCCAGCACACCGAACAUCCCAACCCCCCCCCUUUUCCCCUUUUCCCCAUUUUGUCGUCCCCUACAGGAGGAUGGGAUUUAAAUUUGAAAAAGGGAGGUUUAUUCUUUUCCCCGCGUACGGACGUUUUGAAAAUGCGUUUUGCGUUACUUGCCGGUUCUCGGGCGACGGAGCUUUGGACGGUGAAAUUGGAACUUUUUUUUUUUUGCCACGUAAAAGAAGAGAGAGAGAAAGGUGAAAUGUAAAUAGUAAUAGAAAGUAGUAUAAAAGUCAAGGACUAAGGCGACCGAAAGAGAGAGAGAAGAGUGUGAGUGUGUGUGUGCGGAAAACGGUGCUAAAAGAAGAAAACGAAAACGAAAAAACAAAACCCAACAACACAUACUAAAUGGAGCAGAGGAACAAGAACAAGUGUAACGCAUAUAGCAAUAUAUAAACAGCAGGGAUAAUAGUUACUCUGGUUGGGAGCGCGCUCCGGUUGAACGGACGGGAGCAGGGAUAAGAGAUUGUUUUUUUUUCUUCUUAACCCUUUAUUCCCCCCCCCCCCCUCCCCAUUUCCGUGUUUGGCGCUAAGACGUUGUGAUACCACGCCGAAAAAAAAACAAAAUGGCUGCGCGCAAGCUGUUGCUUGCUGAUUUGCUGCUAACUCAACAUUAUAUGCGACGCAGAUACUAUUGGAAGGCAAAAUGGAUUAAUCAAUAGAACACGCAAAACGCUACGCAGCUAGGCAGUUGGGAAGGAGGAAAGAAGGGACCGGAAAACGUUUACCAAUCCCCCCCACCCCUCGCCAAUAUUAGUGAUAACCGAAUUGUAUGUGCAGCAGCGCUGCGAAGCAAAGGCAAAAAGCAAACUCACCCAAGUGAAAGCGAUCCGCGGAAUGCUACUUUCAAUUUCACACCCAUCCACAACCCACACGCACACAUAUACAAUGAAAACAACAACAAAAACGGGACCCAUUUACAAAAUUGCGCUCCACCGGGCAGGAUCAUCUUUUAUGUUCUUAAAAAAACGGGGCGACAUGUGCGUUACGAGAUACACUAGGCUAAACAUCGCUUCCAUUUGAACAACUGUUAAAUGCAGUCAGUUAGUUGGUUUUUUCUAUAUCUUCCUCAUGCACAUGACCCAGAGUAUAUUUUAUGUGUUUAAUUUUUUUUUUGCGCUAUUGUGUACCUCCUUUAUUUUUUAAUUCUUUCGCAAAGUGAUAUAAUUCUUUAAAUCUCGAAAUUUGUUUAGCAGGGAUCAUGUGGUGCACGGUUAAGAUAUUUCCCCCUAAAACACCGUUUGGUUGAAUUAGGCUUUGCAUUAGAAAGCUGUGUAAUACUGUACAUGAUUUGCAAGUCUCAUUUCGAUCUCCUUACGACCUUCUUGGGGGAGAUCUCUUCUCUACAGCUUCUCGAGCAUGGGCGCUCAAUCUGGAUCCUAUACCGUUCAGCUUAUCGAUCGAUCGAGUUGCUCGCGGAACUCAUCAUCAAAGCUCAUUACCGUUCCUUUCCUACCUGGUGGUCAUAUUGUUUUGUGCCAUUAGUAUCGGCCGCGCAUGAGCUGUCUGUGUGAGGGCAGAGAUGAGGAUGGUCUGCGAUAGUCCUACUAUACAUUCGCUAUCGUGUGUCGGUUUGAGCCUUAAGAAGAGAGCCUCUUUGUAUCUCGUACAUACUUGCCGAAUCGAAUCGUUUGAUGUUAAUUUCAAGUGGCGUGCUGAUGGACGCUGGUGGAGCACUCAGAAACACACAUACAAACACCUCCAACACACACACACACUCGUCAACUGUUAUACAUAAAGGCUCCGCAUUAUCGAUUGGGGGUGCAAAAAACAAAACAAGCUGGUGCAAAAUUAAACCACCCGGAAAAGAGAAGCGAACGAUCGUGUUUUAGUCAGUGAGGAAAGGAAUUUGUUUCAAAAUUAUUACGUUUUUUUUUCCAUUUGUUUGUAUAUGCCCCCUCCCACCACCCUACCAGUGUGAAGUGAAGCUCUCGCUCCGGGAAUAUAUUUUUUUUGUGAUUGAAAUUGUUUUUAGUCGAAAAUGAAAAGCGAAAUCGUGAUGGUAGUGUGGAUGGAAAAGCGGGUUGGUUUUUCUUUUUUAUUCUGGAGAGAAAAAAAAAAACAGGAGCGAAAAUAUUAGAAUAGAAUAGGGCGCGACGAUUGCGGGAUGGAAAGCAAAAAAACGUGAUGAGAGAUCUGCUGUAAAUAAAACUUUACACCCUUGAACUGGAAUAAUGUUUUUUUUCUGUUUUUGGUACCUUAAAAAUGCAUUAAGCAGGAUAACAGGAAAGUUGUAUGUGAGAUUGAGAAUGAACCCCGCUAGCGUAGGGAAACUAGAGAGAGAGGGAUAAAAGAACGUAGGAGGAGCUGCUGCUUACCAGUGGUAGGAAGUGUCUUCACUCUUCGGCUGGUUUAAUCCAAGGCGCUGCCGUCAGCUUUAAGCGCUUAGGAGAAAACAUUUCGAAACGUACCGCCGGUUGGUUUCGUUUCUGGGGGAGAGAGAAAGCUAAUCCACUAAAUCAACUGUUUCCAAGCCACGGAAAAAGGCAGCAUUAAUUAAAAGGGGAGGGGGGGGGGGGAAAGGGUUAGGGAAGCAUAGAAAGGGCCAGCAAAGGUGAUACAAAAAACAAAAACGUUGGUGGUAAGCGUAAUGGCCACGAGAGAACAGGAGCAAAACACAGUGAUAAACAAACACGUCGUCGGUCUGGGACGGGGAACGGUCUCUCGUCCUUUACUACGCAAAUACAGCCGCUUUCAUUACCCCGUUUAUUAUUAGCCAAAACGAAUAGAGCAACGAAAACUAAAGCAUAACAACAACAACAAAAUAAGGCAGAACCACAGAAGCGAGAGAGAGAGAGAAAAAAAUCAACAACCAUAAAAUAAUGAAGGCUCAAAAAUUGAUUAAAAGAGAGAGAGAGAGAAAGCGAAGAGCUAAAAGAAUAACUCCCCACAAGGUUGUUAGGCGAACGAAACAAACACAAAAAACAAGGAUCAAUCUCUUACAAAUUUUGUUUUACACGUGUGAUGCGCCAGCAAAGAAACGGGGUUAAACUACAGAAAAGAAAAACAAAAAAAAGAAGUAACAAAACACACACACACACACGCAGCAGCAGCAACAACAAACAUAGGUAUAAAUAAACAACAAAACAAAACAAACAAACAAAAAAAACACAUUGAUAAUGAUAAUAGUAGCAAAUAGUUAUAAAAAUGGGAGAAGAAAACAAACCCAGACCGGCGAACCGAGGCGAAGGAGAAAUCAAUGCGAGAGGGAGAGAGAGAGUGGCGCAGGCCCGCGACAAGCAUAUAGUAGCUAUAUUAUACCGAUUAGUGUUUAGGAAUUUAUGAAUAAUGGUGGAACGAAAAGGGGGAGUUGGGGAGGGAAACAGACAAAAAUCAUUGAUAAAUUCAAGCAGCAGAUGGGAACGAACGAACACAUGAUGAUGAAUGCGGCUGCUCGGUGUGGCAGGAACAGAACGCGGGACAGUGUAGUUGUAGUAAACAAAUAGAAUAACAUUAAAACAAAAUUUAGAAACAAAAAGAAAGAAAGAAAACCGAAAAACUCACCCCACGAAGAAGGUGCGUGUAGUGGCCCCGAAUGGUGGGGGGGGGGGGGCGCACGUGUAUCGGUAGAAGCUGUAUGGUGGUGAUGAAGGCGCGCGGGGGGAUAUGAUGGAAGAAGGGGGUCACCCCUGUUGGGCAGGAGUUAGACCAGGAGCAGUAGGAGCGCGCGCGCGCGAUGAAAUCUAUAACUGUGAUUACUAUUGAGACAAUUUAAACAAAACAAAACAAAAAAAAAUGAAGAAGAAAAUCAGCAGGAGAACGCAAAAUGAUGAUGAGAAAAAUCGGAAAAGUGGGGGGAAAACCCUGAUUAUCCACCAAUUUUGAUGGAAAUGCGAUAGAAAGUUAAAAGAGCGAUUUUCUUUCUGUGUGUGUGCGUUUCAUUUUUGGCGUAAAAUUUAAAAUUUUAAAUCGUAACUGAUUUUUCAAAAACCCAAAUUACAGAAUCAAUUUUUUCUUUCUCUAUCUUCUGUUUUAUUUGAUCCGUGAUUAAGUUUAUUUUAUUUGUCUAAUGUGAGGGAAAAGCAAAAAAAAAAAAGAACGCCAUAAUGUGUAUGUGGUUUGUGUUGAGUGAGCCUCAAUUUUCUGCUAUCAUUUCAAAUUAGUAAGCAACACUUAACAAACAAACAAACAAAAACAACAGUAAGCUAGAAAAGCUGUUCGUUUACGGAGGACGAACUGAGCGGAACGCAGUAAUUGUGGUGGUGAAUGCUAACAGACGGUGGAAGAGAGAAGGAAAGAAAAAAAAACAAAACACAAAACUGAACAAAAACCCCCCUAGCGAAUUAACACAUUUGAAUGCGAACAAAGAGAAAAAAAA
Anopheles stephensi (Asian malaria mosquito) is the source of this 8135-nucleotide messenger RNA. RefSeq names its product E3 ubiquitin-protein ligase znrf2-like. NCBI's taxonomy places the organism in Eukaryota, Metazoa, Arthropoda, Insecta, Diptera, Culicidae. The transcript has 8 exons. Bases 1614 to 2111 code for a protein of 165 amino acids. The record is from RefSeq and is a predicted model, not a curated record.